AUGCCAUGGGGGAAAUUUGAUAGUACUAAAAUCGAUAUUAUCAAAACAAGAACUAUUUUAGAUCGCGACCAUUUUGGCCUAGAAAAAGUGAAAGAUCGUAUUAUCGAAUAUUUAGCAGUAUUACAACGUUCAAAAAAAAUUAAAGGCCCUAUAUUAUGUUUAAUUGGACCUCCAGGGGUAGGUAAAACUUCAUUGGUGAAAUCAAUUGCAGAAGCAAUAGGCAGAAAAUAUACUAAAUUCGCGCUUGGAGGCGCUCGAGAUGAAUCACAAAUUAGAGGACAUAGAAACACAUACCUUGGGUCUAU
Messenger RNA from Rotaria sp. Silwood2, 305 nucleotides. The record is from the annotation of a GenBank genome assembly. NCBI's taxonomy places the organism in Eukaryota, Metazoa, Rotifera, Eurotatoria, Philodinida, Philodinidae.